CCCUUCUAGAAGGGAAGUGUUAAAACAGGCGGGCAUUAUAUUACCUUCUGAUAUGCAAACGCCUUUGUUUCCAUAUCAAAGUUAUUUAAAGGAGUUUUCGUUGAAUUCAUUCGAAAAGAUGGUUCUUUUAUGGUACAAUAAGAGUCAAGUGUUAGAUCUUGGAUUGAAAUUGCCCGACAAAGAUUACAGGAAAAAUGGGAUGAAUCGACAAGAGUUGCUCUCAAGCAACUUUGAAAUCUUGAUGGCAGAACUUUCGCAGCUCAUAUUCAACUCGGCUUGCUUAAAACUAAUAGAUUUUUCCGGAACAGCACCUUUACCAAGGUUCCAGUCAUUCUCGAGAUUCAAUUUUAUCGGGGAAAAUGUCACGUCCCUGUCCAUGAGGACACUUCACACGCUUAACUUGAAUCCAAUGUACAAGGAGAUGACGAAGAAUCAGCUCGUAGAGUUGUUAAGGUCCAUGGAAACCUCGUUUAAUAAAAUAGAAUGCCUCGACAUAAGGCACUUUUAUAAUCACGUGCCGGAAUUUGUAAGUUUAUUAAAGGCUCAAGGUAAUCUUCAACGACUAUCAUUACGAUAUUCGAAAAUUGUCAAUCCAAUUUUUCGAGUAUUGUCAACCAUGGCGCCGACGACGCUGACAUGGUUGGGAUUGGACAUGAUACAUCUCGGGCUGAAACCGUUAAUGCUGCUCACGACCUGUCAAAAUUUGAGAACGUUGGUGCUCGUCAAUUGCUUGUGUCGUCCGAUAACUGAAGUCUUCCCCUCGGAGGACGUCCCGGUUAAUCAAUUUGUCAACCUAAGGAAACUUCACAUCAUAGAGGAAAGCAAGUAUCCACACAAUCUUCGAACCGAUCUCAAGGAAAUAUUUCAGAUGACAUCUCGGUCCCUAAGGGAGUUCACAAUGGAUGUUGCAUGUAAUCAACAAAUACGAGGAUUACUUCUGUCGAUGAUCGAAUUUUCGCCGAUGAUCACAUUCCUGGCUGUGCACGCAAGUCAAGAAGACAUUAUGUUCCAAGAAUUUUACGAAUGGUUAAAGAUGUCAAAGUUGGAAUCAUUAAUAUUAAAAUUGGGUGGAAACAAUGUUGGUGCGUUCAUCAAGUAUUUGGGUGUUUACUUUCCGGAUUCUCUUGUUCAUUUUGAUCUUGAAUCGUUGAUUACACCAAUUCAACUGUCAAAUUUUUUGAACAAGUGUAACCAAGUGAAUUUCAAAAGGAUAGGAUUGAAUGACAUGAGAGGAAUUAACGACGAACACUUACACAUACUGAUGAAAUACGCGGAAUAUUUUGGGAGUUUGGAAAUAGUGGAGUACGACAGAUGGGCGGCGAAGGACGUGAACAUGUUGGGGUGCGUGAGGAAGGUGAUACCAUCGAGGUUUAACGAUGAAAAGUUAAAGAAAGCGGGAAGGUUUAUUAGGGUUAUUAGGCGGGAUGAAUCCGAUCCUUUCCGUAAUCCAAUGAAUUUUUAG
Molecule: messenger RNA, 1462 nt
Organism: Acaulospora colombiana
Lineage: Eukaryota; Fungi; Glomeromycota; Glomeromycetes; Diversisporales; Acaulosporaceae
Source: the annotation of a GenBank genome assembly